AUGAGCGGCCGUUUUGAUGAGGGUCCCUCUAGCGCAUUUGAGAACAAUGGCAGUGAUGAAUUCCUGGAGAAUAUCUCUAUGUCUGAUUUUAAUGCGACUAGUAAACAAUCUGAAGAUGCAAAUACUAGAGCAACUGAUAGCCGUGGUGAGAGUUGGAUGCUGCUGAACAAUAGAAAUAUCUUGGGUGUUACUCUUAAUAAAAUUUGGAACGGUCCUGAUGAACCAAGUGAUGAAGAACCACACUUUCCAUAUAGGUGGGAUUUUACAAGGACAAUUGAAGAGUAUCCAUCGAAAGUAUUUGAGAAAUCUCUGCCAAAUAAAAAGAUACGAUGGGGUUUUUUGUUUUUUUAUUGCAUAUUUUGGUAUGCAGUGCUUCAAUCAUUACUACAUCCCUAUUUAUUUCAAGAACCUUUUUACUACAUAAAGGGUGACAAUAAUCAUGAAGAAUUAAAAAAAAUACCCAUUAUUUCCCUUUCUUGUAACUCGUAUUUGAAUUGGGAAGGUACUAAUAACGCUUGUGGUAUAAAUGCAGAAAGUUGCGGUCCUUUUGAAGACAAGGAAUAUUUUAUUAGGUGUCCUGCAUUGUGUGACCAAGGUGGGUAUUUAUACUCUGCCGUAGCAGUAGGUGCUAAUAGAAUGAAGUACAUAGGCUAUCAAAUAGGUGGUGGUAGAUUAGACAAACCAGGUCUUAACAACGAGUUGUCAUAUCCUUAUAGAGCCGAUUCAUUUCCAUGCAGUGCUGCCGUACACGCUGGUAUUAUCUCACCAAUAAUAGGUGGAUGUGCUAGAAUUGCAAUGGACGGUUCUCAAAUAAACUUCCCUGCUAGGGAAGGUAAGCAUGGAACAGGAUUAUCAAUUGUAUUCAAUACAUUUUUUCCUGGUUCCUAUACUUUUAAGGAAGUACAAGAAGGAAUAAUGUCUGGAUGUUAUGAUCCACGGUUUCUGGUUCUAUUAAUUAACAUUAUGUUUGGAUUAGUGGUGUUUUAUCUAUAUAAAGGUAUCGUUGGUUACUGGAUUAUUACUAUCGUUGGUUAUUGGACAAUUGUCCUAGCCACAGACCCUCCGGUAGUCGUCGACCCACAUGAUUCAUAUUCAUCAUACGAAUUGAUCAGUGUUGGCUUUCAAAGGUUAUUGCCUUUAGGUUUUGUUUUAUAUGUCAUGUGGAAAUGUUCUAUAAAAAGAACACUAGAAGAAGGAUCUCCUCUAGCAAAACUACUGUGCUGGUACCCAACAUUUUGGUUAGGCGUUUUGAACAAUGUCACGUUUGAUAGACUACCUGUUGAUAGAUUGAAUGCCACGGACUUAAAAGAGCAAGCAGGUGCCCUAACUGCCGUUCUAUCGAUACUUUGUACAAUCAUCACCUGUGCAAUUAUACAGGCUUAUUCGUUAUGGAAAUCUGGACGUUUUCAAAAAUAUUUCAAGAUAUACAUAACUUUAAUAAUAUCCGUGGUUCUACUUGCAACUUUACCAGGACUAAAUUUGAGAAUCCACCAUUAUAUUCUUGGCAUAUUAUUGGUACCGGGAUGUGCUACUCGUGGGACAUCUGCCUACCUAUUCCAAGGUAUAUUAGUAGGGUUGAUUCUAAGUGGUGUCGCUAGAUGGGAUUUUGCUAGUGUUGUUGAAACAGACUUUGCAUUACUGAGAGGCGAGGCUGGUGGAUCACUCGAACCACCCCAAUUCGUAUUUGACUCUGACGAAUCGCAUAAGAUAUCUUGGAAUUUACAUAAUACAACCUCAACGGACCACACUGGCCUUAUCGAUGGUGUGUCUUUACUAAUCAAUGAUUUCGAAGUGUACGUAGGGAAGAACACUACCAUCGACCUAGACACUCUCAUCAUUGAAAAUGCCUUGUUAAAUCAUUUAAUAGAAGAAGCCAUCACGAACACGGAGCAUGACGGGGCCUACCUGUAUUUAAGAAUAGCACAGGCCUCAACCAACAAUCCUUCGACAAACCGCGGUGAUUAUACGAACGCAGGAUUGUUGGAAUGGCCACAAGGUGUUUGGCAUGAACCAGAACCAGGUGUGUCAUAG
This is a messenger RNA of Tetrapisispora phaffii CBS 4417, 2031 nucleotides long. RefSeq lists its product as uncharacterized. Lineage: Eukaryota; Fungi; Ascomycota; Saccharomycetes; Saccharomycetales; Saccharomycetaceae. The record is from RefSeq and is a predicted model, not a curated record. The transcript has a single exon. Bases 1 to 2031 code for a protein of 676 amino acids.